This is a messenger RNA of Amoebophrya sp. A25, 704 nucleotides long. The record is from the annotation of a GenBank genome assembly. NCBI's taxonomy places the organism in Eukaryota, Dinophyceae, Syndiniales, Amoebophryaceae.
UUUUUCAAUCACGCCCCUUUCUAGUCAAACCUCUACAAGCUUGUCGGCCACGAUAGCUUCAGAAUGGGUGACCACCUUGAUCAACAACAGCAGAUUGGCGCAGACCCAGGCGCAGGUCUGCUGGGAGCCAUCGGAGGCCAACAUCCUGCAGGAGGACUAAUCGGAGCUGGAAAUGCGGCUGCCGGUCUACCUCAAGGAGGACACAAUGCGCAGGCAAUCGCAGAGGCAGCAGCCAACGCCGCUCUGCAAGCUCAAGUGGCAGCCAUGGCUCCAGGCGUGGAGGUCCUGCAACACCAUCAGCAGGCGGCUGAUGAAGCGGGGCUUGGUGUGCCCACGCAAGCGCAGCUACAAGCUUUCAACGUGCAAAUGCAGGAUGUCUCGUAUGAAUGUUCGUCCAAGCAGCAUCUAUUCUUCAGUCGUUGUUUCUUGCAGGAACGCAUCCGGGACGUUCUCCGCCCACCGGCAUCCAUCUCGUGGACCCCGUUGACUCUAGUGGCCGCGGCCAGGGCUUCGGACUGUCUCACAGUCCAGCAGACGCAGAAGUUGCAAGACAUGAUUAUCAAGCCCCAACUAGCCUCACAGGUGGAAACUUCUUCCCUCAAAUUGAAACAAGACGAACCUCUCACGAAAGAUGUGGUCUUCCGUGCCUUUUUCGAAGUGGCGGCAACCUGUAUGGAAGCGUCGAAUAUACCCGAGGUUGCUGA